AUGGCGACAGGCAAGGUUAAGAUGCUUUUUUCAGACGCUCCUCGGGACGCUUAUGAAAAGCUCUUGUCGCCACAGCUGAAGCAACGAAUGGAGCAGGAGAAUGAGGCGAUCCGUUUGAAGCAAGUGAGAAACGAAUUAAGUGUUGUUCAGAAGCGCCGGGACAAAAAUAUUGCCUUGGCUGCCGCAUUUGAGGAGAUACGCGACCGUCUUAGACGAUUAGAGGAGGAAACUAUUGCCUGUCGAGAUACUUUGGCAAAGGUAACGAAUGCUGCACAGAAUUCGAAAGAUAACGAAUUCGCGGAGACUUUAAAGGUUCACGAGGUGGCGUCAUCGCCAACUUGGCUAACAUCGUCGCUUGACGGUGCGCAGGGUCGAAGGGUCAAGUAUGAUCAGGAGGUAUUGCAGCAGGAUGUGGCAAAGUAUAUCUCUGAACAAAAAGAGUCAAAAAUAUGA
This is a messenger RNA of Plasmopara halstedii, 453 nucleotides long. RefSeq lists its product as uncharacterized. The transcript has 4 exons. Bases 1 to 453 code for a protein of 150 amino acids. The record is from RefSeq and is a predicted model, not a curated record. NCBI's taxonomy places the organism in Eukaryota, Oomycota, Peronosporomycetes, Peronosporales, Peronosporaceae.